This is a messenger RNA of Dichomitus squalens LYAD-421 SS1, 1853 nucleotides long. RefSeq names its product family S53 protease. Bases 15 to 1718 code for a protein of 567 amino acids. NCBI's taxonomy places the organism in Eukaryota, Fungi, Basidiomycota, Agaricomycetes, Polyporales, Polyporaceae. The transcript is spliced from 4 exons. Gene Ontology annotation, biological process: proteolysis. The record is from RefSeq and is a predicted model, not a curated record. Gene Ontology annotation, molecular function: serine-type endopeptidase activity; tripeptidyl-peptidase activity.
GGUUCAGAGUCGCAAUGGUUGCCUCCGGCUUGUUCCUCGCAUCGCUCAUCGCUCUUGCCUUGGGCAAGCCCACCGCCCGCAACCUCAAGCUGCACGAGUCCCGCCCCAGCGCCCCGAACGGAUUCUCGCUCGUAGGCUCUGCGGACUCCAACCGGACUCUGAAGCUGCGUCUUGCUCUUGCCGAGAGCAACUUCUCUGAGCUUGAGCGCAAGCUGUAUGAUGUCAGCACGCCGAAGAGUGCUAACUACGGCAAGCACCUCUCCAAGGCGGAGGUACAGCAGCUUGUUGCUCCUGGGCAGGACAGCAUCGACGCUGUCAAUUCUUGGCUGAAGGAGAACGACAUCACUGCGAAGACGAUCUCCUCUACUGGCGAGUGGAUCUCCUUCGAGGUUCCUGUCAGCAAGGCGAACGAUCUCUUCGACGCCGACUUCUCUGUCUUUAAGCACGAUGACACCGGCGUGGAGGCGAUCCGCACCCUUUCGUACUCUAUUCCGGCAGAGCUUCAGGGCCACCUCGAUCUCGUCCACCCUACGGUGACAUUCCCUAAUCCGUACAGCCACCUCCCGGUCUUCCAGUCGCCCGUUAAGAAGACGGCUGAAAUCCAGAACUUCACCGCCGGUGCUAUCCCCUCGUCGUGUUCGAGCACGAUCACUCCUGCUUGUCUUCAGGCCAUCUACAACAUUCCUACCACAGCUGCGACCGAGUCGUCAAACCAGCUGGGUGUGACUGGCUUUAUCGACCAGUACGCCAACAAGAAAGACCUCAAGACUUUCUUGAAGAAGUACCGCACCGACAUCUCUUCGAGCACCACCUUCACCCUGCAGACCCUCGAUGGCGGUUCCAACUCGCAGACGGGUAGCAAGGCCGGUGUCGAGGCUAACCUCGACAUUCAGUACACUGUCGGCGUUGCCACUGGUGUCCCGACUACCUUUAUCUCCGUUGGAGAUGACUUCCAGGACGGUGACCUCGAGGGCUUCCUUGAUGUCAUCAACGCCCUCCUCGAUGAGGACGCUCCUCCUUCGGUCUUGACGACUUCAUAUGGCCAGGACGAGAGUACCAUCUCUCGUGCCCUCGCAGUUAAACUCUGUAACGCGUAUGCUCAGCUUGGUGCUCGUGGUGUUUCUAUCCUCUUCGCCUCGGGUGACGGUGGUGUCUCCGGCUCGCAGUCUGCCAGCUGCUCCAAAUUUGUUCCCACCUUCCCAUCCGGCUGCCCCUACAUGACCUCCGUCGGCGCCACCCAGGGUGUAAACCCCGAGACCGCGGCUGACUUCUCCUCCGGCGGCUUCUCCAACUACUGGGGCGUCCCGGACUACCAGAGCGACGCUGUCAGCACCUACCUCUCCGCGCUCGGCAAGACGAACUCCGGCAAGUACAACGCCUCCGGCCGUGGUUUCCCUGAUGUGUCCACCCAGGGUGUGAGCUUCGAGGUCGUCGUCGAUGGCUCCGUAGAGGCGGUCGACGGUACCUCCUGCGCGUCCCCCACGUUCGCGUCCAUCAUUUCCCUCGUCAACGACAAGCUCGUCGCGGCAGGCAAGAGUCCGCUCGGCUUCCUCAACCCCUUCCUGUACUCCGACGGCGUCGCCGCCCUCAACGACAUCACGUCAGGCUCCAACCCUGGCUGCAACACCAACGGCUUCCCUGCGAAGAAGGGUUGGGACCCUGUCACUGGUCUUGGGACCCCCGACUUCAAGAAGCUCCUCACGGCAGUCGGCUUGUGAGCGUCGCUCGUUGUAGAUCGGAUUACGGGUUGUGGCAAAAUGCACAUUUGUACACUAUACAAUUCUAUCUCUAUUGUUAUAGAUCACCGUCAUCUGCAUCGUUCACGUCCUCACGACAACGGCACUGACGGGUUG